AUGGCGUGUAUAUCCUCACCAACGUUUUUCUUCCUGUUGAUCUGUUUGCUCGGCAAGUUGAAUGGAGCACAAGAGAUUGAUUGUUUUCCAUGUGCAUGUGUUUCCAAAGAAGACAAUGAUCUGUACAGAGUUGACUAUAGAUCCAAUCAUAAUCUGAAAGGGAGACUACCGGACUUCAAGCACAUAAACGAAAGUCAGAUUCUGUCACUGGACAUGUCGCAUUGCAACCUCGUAAAUCUUUCAGACAGAACUGAGACACCUUUUCGAAAUUACAGUAGCUUGAAGGAGUUGUAUUUGAUCAACACUUCGAUAAAUUCGAUGAAAAAUGACAGUGCAACAUUGCAAAGCAAAACAUUUAUUGGGUUGCAAAAGCUAGAAUAUCUUAAUAUCGCACAUAAUGAAGAAUAUCCAGUUACCAAUGAAACCGACAGUAACAUCUUCGAAAGAUUAAUAUCUCUGAAGAAACUCAUUAUGUAUCAAACAAAUUUAAUAGCAACGACUCCACGUUCUGGUUAUCCCGGAAAAAGCUUGAAAAAACUUCCUGCCUUAGAAGAAAUAUGGAUCGAUGGAUUCUCAAUUGUUCCAUUUGGGGAAGAGUUUAAACAUAUUCCCAACCUGAAAAUUAUUAGGAUAUCAGGCGAUUUAAUUGAACCGAUAUGGGAUUACGUUGAUUACUGCUCCGUGAAAAAUAUUACCGAUGGUCUAUUAUUCAAUUUGCCUUAUGUAACCAAUUUAUCAAUUAUCCACUGUAACGUUUUGCAUAUCUGUGCAAACGCGUUUAAAAAUAUGAUAAGCCUCCGCAUGCUUGAUUUGUCUAUGAAUUAUGAAUUGGGCUUGGACAAUCCUUUCAACAGUUUUAAAAGUUUGAAUUCGGACGUUGAAGUACUAAUCUUAGAUAGCCUUAAGGACGACAGGACAAUAGAAUGUUGUGUCACUAUUUCGAGGAAUAUGAUUGAAUCAAUUCAACAAACCUCACUGAAAAUGAUUUCCUUAGAUGAUAAUAAGAUAAGUUCAAUUGAUAAAGAUGUGUUUUCGUUAUUACCUAAAACUUUGGAACAUAUCAGAAUUAGACGAAACAAGUUUGAAUUUGGUAUAUAUAUGUUUUUUGCAUAUCAACUAACAAACGUCAGAAGACUUGAAGCAUCGUAUUCCCACAUGGGACUUCAGUUCGCCAUCUCGCACGAUUUUGAUAUAUCAGAUUAUUCUACUGAUUUUGUGUCUGAAAAAAUCAAUUACACAUCAACUAAUUCUUUCAAUAACAAUAAACGCCAUAACCGUUUAGCCGCUAGAGAUGAUCACCAUUUUAACAUUGGACAUUUAAAGGCUAAAGAGUGUCCAAAACCGCUGUGGUAUAUUCCAACAGUUACUAUAACUGCGUUUCUACCACCGAAAUUGGAAUAUUUAGAUAUAAGUCAUAGUAAAAUUGGGUUACCAAUCUACGACCUUUAUGUCGAUCCAAAUAAUUCCGUUAAAAUAAUCAAUGCUUCAAAUAAUUUGCUAUAUUGCUGGGCGGGACCUAUUCACGGUGGCAAAAAUGUCGAAAUACUUGAUCUAAGUAACAAUUUUUGUUCGGUUGCUAAUGAAAAAAUCUUUAUUAAUUUUCCGAAACUGAAGCGUGUGUAUCUUCAAGUUAAUUACCUUACUUAUGUUGUAAAACAUGUGAGCAAUUUUUAUUCAAAUUUGCAACUUGAGUACGUAGAUUUGUCCACAAAUAAAAUAAACAACAUACAUCCCAACUUUUUUAAGAAUCAAACAAAAAUGCGAUGGAUUAAUUUGUCUAGAAAUAAUUUAAUUGACUUUUACCACAGACUUGCUCACAUGUCAUUUUUGAACGUUUUAAAUCUAUCCGAAAAUCGCAUAUAUACUUUAAGCAGAAACUUGCGAUCGGAUCUUGAUGACAUCGUUUCAUCCAGGAACAACGACACUUUGACAGUUGAUUUGUCUAAAAAUGUUAUUGCUUGUUCAUGUGACAACCUAGAGGUAUUAGAGUGGAUUCUUGAACACACAGCGCCAACCUCCAAUCACCUAUCGGUCAAGAUAUCAACUUGUUAUUACGUUCACAAUAUUUCGGCUCUUCCAUCACCAACAGUCAUAUUGACUAAGAACGAUUUAGCAUACCAAAUUGACUUCCUUCAAAAGUUCUGCACCUCUUACACAUCGUUGAUGAUAACAAUGGUCGUUAUAUUAUGUGUUGUCGUAAAUAUCAUCGUCGCUUCUUUGAUACACCGAUUUAGAUGGAAAAUUCGCUAUUGGUACUACGUUGGGCAUAGUAAUGAUACAACAUCUAACGACUAUACAGCCCUUGACAAUUCGUUGCGAUGUUCACGAUUUAAGUAUGACAUCUAUCUUGCCUACGAGGAAGACGCCCGUGAAUUCGUCUUAGAAACACUGAAACCAAAACUUAUUGAAUUUGAAUAUGUUGUGUUUGUGCAUGACGACAUUUUGGACGGACUACCGCUUUGCAACGUGCUAACAAAAUCUAUUCACGCGAGUCGAGUUGUUGUGUUUGUUCUCUCAAACGGUUCCAGACAAAGUUUGGAAUGGAAGAUAGCUGCACAUAUUACAAACGAAGAAUCGAAUCACAGAGGAAAACCGAUAUCUUUGGCGAUGUUUUACAAUUCCGACUCAACUCAAGGACUUCCGGAGAAUUUGCAGCUAUUGCGACUUGAUGCGUUUAUCGAUUACCCAAUCAACGGUAGCGAUUGGGAAAUAACAGCCUUUUGGGAGGAUUUAAAAACUAAAGUGAAUGCAAUUGACAAAACGGCAUUGUAAUGUAUUUCCAAUGUUUACUUUUUGGUAAAUUUAUAUCAACACUAAGUUUUUUUCGUGUGAUUUUUAGUGUAAUAUGUCGCUUCUUUAAUGCGUUUAUCUAUCAGAGGACCAUAUUAAACAAAUGAGCGCGAAUGAAAGUGCUUUGUACAUAAUUUACCGUCACAACAUAGUUUUUAUGCCCCCGGAUCGAAUGAUCGGGGGUAUAUUGUUUUUGGCCUGUCUGUCUGUCAUUGUAUGUGUCUGUCUGUCAUUGUAUGUGUGUGUCUGUCCCAAAACUUUAAAAUUGGUCAUUACUUUUGCAAUAUUGAUGAUAGCAAAUUGAUAUUUGGCAUGCAUGUGUAUCUCAUAGGCCUGCACAUUUUGAGUGGUAAAAGGUCAAGGUCAUCCUUCAAGGUCAAAGGUCGAAUAUAUGGCUUCAAAGCGGCGCAGUAGGGAGCAUUGUGUUUCACAAACACAGCUCUUGUUAUUUUAUGUAUUGUCCGUUAGAACAAUACAUAAAAAACUAUGUCAAAUUUAUAUGAUGAUGAUACAGAGUGCAGGAUCACUUUUCUUUGGAGUUCCCAAUUAAACGUUUCUCGGUGUAAACACACCGGUAAGUGGUGCUUCCUUUUUCAAAUAACUUUUAAAAACAGUUUUUCUUAAGAAUUUAAACUAAUGCAUAAAAGACAGAUUGUUAUGAUGUUUACUGCAAUUUGAAAUACAUCAGAAUUACUUAAUUUAAUAAGCAUGUGUUCUUGUUCAAAAAUUCAUUGUGUACUGCACAUUUAUGUUUCACGCAACGUGACAUUUUGUCACCGAUUUCAGACGUAUUCAAGGAUUUAUUCUUAUACGUUUAUAUAUCGACACAAACUGCAUGCAUGAAAAAACUGUCUUUUAUGCACUUAAAAUGUUUAUAAAUGUAUUUCAAUAACUUGAGAUAUUUGAAAAAAAAAAUCUUAACGGUGUGUUUACAUUCUGUUCUGCCCUUGAAACCUCGUUGAUUCUGCACCCUGGAUAGUUCGAUUGUAUAAACAUGAAAGUAAUUGUGGUGCAUUCUACGCGUUUCUCCUUUAUUGCGACCUUAACUAAACAAUUUUUAAUUUAUGCCUUAUCUUGCUACGUUUCGGAAUAUUGUUAGUGUUUUUUUAUAGAGAUACACCAUUUCGAUUUGAAGAGGGAAAUGUUAGUCUUGCGAACACUUUAAACAAUAAGAGUUGUUGUGGCAAAUAUUGUAUAGCUGGAUGACCAAGUAGGUAAUGGACGCCAAGACUUAAUUGUUAUAUGUGAGCAUCGUGUAAGUUUUUUUUCUGAGUAGGAUAAUUUUAGUCCUAGCUAUUGUUAACGCGGUUGAAAAAAGAACAAAAAACUUAUGCGUUGAGCAUUGUCGUAAAAUUCAUAUGAUAAUUUACGGUGCCUAUACCACGUGACUUUUUCGGAUCUGUGUUGGGAGAAUAAAGCGCGACCCAGUUAACAUUUUUAAGAAUCUCUUUUUAAAUAUUUCACCAUUUUUAAUGGGAUAAAGUGGAGAGCCCGC
Dreissena polymorpha is the source of this 4285-nucleotide messenger RNA. RefSeq names its product toll-like receptor 4. The record is from RefSeq and is a predicted model, not a curated record. Lineage: Eukaryota; Metazoa; Mollusca; Bivalvia; Myida; Dreissenidae. Bases 1 to 2772 code for a protein of 923 amino acids. Gene Ontology annotation, molecular function: protein binding. Gene Ontology annotation, biological process: signal transduction. The transcript has a single exon.